CUUCAUCCCCUCUUUUCCCAUAAUCCUCCUGCAAUACUCACAACGCUGUUGAUCAGAGAGAGUGGAAGAGCUUCAGAAGAGAAGAACAGAGAGCAAAGGGAGUGAGAGAAGUAGAGAAAAGCAUUUAGAAGAUGCUCUUAUCUCUUAUCUUAUCAAGAGCAACUUACAAAACUGUACAGCCAUGACUGAUAUAUCCUCACCCAUAAGAGUUGGCAUUGUAGGAUAUGGACAUUUAGGUCAGUUCCUGGUGGAUCGCAUACAGAAAAAGGGGCUUGCAGCAGGCCUUAGUUUGGCCUUUGUUUGGAAUAGAAAUGCAGACAAACUCAUUGAGUCAGUCCCUAAGGAUCUGAUCCUGACUAACCUGUCUGAGUUUACACAAAUAAAGGCUGACCUGAUUGUGGAGGUCUGUCAUCCACAAAUAGUGAAAGAUUUUGGGGUUCGAUUCUUAUCACACGCAAACUUUCUGGUGGGCAGUCCAUCUGCUCUGUCAGACUCUCAGCUGGACAAGGAGCUCCGGCUGACUGCAAAGAAACAUGGCAAGACACUCUAUGUGCCCAGCGGUGCUUUAUGGGGCGGCCAAGACAUCCAGAGACUAAAUGACAGUGGAUCAUUAAAAGCCCUCUCCAUUCGUAUGUCAAAGCACCCCUCCUGUUUCCGCCUGGCUGGAGGCACGUUCUCUGACUGGGCAGGAGAGGAGGGGAGGUGUGUUUUGUUUCAUGGCUCAGUGGCAGAGCUCUGCCCCAUCGCUCCUAACAACGUGAACACAAUGGCAGCCGCCGCCAUUGCCGCAUCAACCCUGGGCUUCCAUGGAGUCACUGGAGAGAUUGUGUCUGAUACUGCUCUAGCUGAUUACCACCUAGUGGAAGUUGAGGUGACAGGCCCAGAUGGCUUCUCAGUGAAAACAGUGCGGCGCAAUCCAGCCAAGCUAGGAGCUGUUACUGGCAGUGCCACCUACAACUCAUUCUGGAGCAGCUUACUGGUCUGCAAAGGUCAUGGAGGGAGAGUGUAUCUAUGCUGACAAACUAUCUACACCAACACACAUCUUUCUUUUCAACUCUAAUUUGAAUGAUCUUUUUCAUCUGUAAAGCACUUUGAAUGACUACAGUGUAUAAAAGCUGCUAUAUAAAAAAUCUUGCCUCUUUCUAUGCACAGAGAUCAUUUCUAUUCAUAAGAGAUCAAAAUGGAAAAUGUUAAUAAAUUUAGAAAAUCAAGACAUUCAUAACAAUAAUAUAGUCUUUAAUUUCUGUUCCACAGCUGUGACACAAACUCAAAUUAUAUGUGUGUACAUUACAGUACAUAAAUUGCUCUUGCACAUUCUACUAGAUCACUAUAGCCAUAAUAGCUCUUUUUAGCUCAAGCUCUCUAACCCUCAAACCACCAACCAGGCAAGAAUUCCUUUCUUUGUUUUUUGUAACUGGUCAUGUCUGAGGCAAUUGUAUAAGUGCUACUGUGGAAGUGCUAUGCUGAAAACAGACUUCAAGGACAGAUGUUUGAGAAAGGAUUUAUUCUGUCUUUAAGAUGUUUACCUUGAGGUACUAAACUCUUUGAGAGAACAGGUAUUUUGCCUUAACCGCCAUAAAACUGGGACAAGCUAAAGAACAUGCAAGGAGUUAGAAAGAUCAGGU
Molecule: messenger RNA, 1625 nt
Organism: Pygocentrus nattereri (red-bellied piranha)
Lineage: Eukaryota; Metazoa; Chordata; Actinopteri; Characiformes; Serrasalmidae
Gene: aspdh
Product: aspartate dehydrogenase domain containing
Exons: 8
Coding region: 182-1018 (278 amino acids)
Biological process (GO): NAD+ biosynthetic process
Molecular function (GO): L-aspartate dehydrogenase [NAD(P)+] activity; NADP binding
Source: RefSeq, a predicted model, not a curated record